CACCGGACUGUAGUUGUGACGUAUGUUAGUGUUGGUUUCAGUUGAGAGUAUUUAACUUCUGGAAACCGGUGCAGGAGUCUUAUGCACACUCGUCAUGAUGUGGACCGCGCUUAUAUUGCUGGGACUCGCGGUUCUUUUUCUCUACGCGAGACGCACAAGACGAAGAAAUGAACCUCCUCUUGACAAAGGAAUGAUUCCUUGGCUUGGUCACGCGCUUGAGUUUGGAAAAGAUGCUGCUAAAUUCCUGACCAGGAUGAAACAGAAGCACGGAGACAUUUUUACAGUGUGUGCAGCUGGACAAUACGUCACUGUUCUGCUGGACUCAAACUGCUAUGAUGAAGUCCUGUCAGAUGUGGUCUCGCUUGACCAGACUGGCUAUGCUCAGGUCCUAAUGAAGAGAAUCUUCAGCCUAAAUUUGCCCAAUCACAACCCUGAAUCUGAGAAGAAAAGAGCCGAGAUGCAUUUUCAGGGGACAGCUUUGACCCAACUUUGCAGCUCAAUGCAGAACAACCUCCACUUACUCAUGACCUCUUCAGAAAUGGGCCUUAAGAUAUCUGAGUGGAAAAAAGAUGGACUCUUCAAUUUUUGCUACAGCUUGCUCUUCAAAACUGGCUAUCUCACUGUGUUCGGCGCAAAGAACAAUAGUGCGGCGCUAACAGAAGUUUAUGAGGAGUUUCGCCGGUUUGACAAGUUUUUGCCUAAACUGGCUCGAACUACUGUAAACAAAGAGGAGAAAAAGAUUGCAAAUUCAGCCCGGGAAAAACUGUGGAAAUGGCUGACUGUGUCAUGUUUAGAUAGAAAACCAGAACACCAGUCAUGGGUGGGAAACUACGUACAGCAACUUCAGGAUGAAGGCAUUGAUUCUGAGACUCAGAGGAAAGCAAUGCUGCUUCAGCUAUGGGUCACACAGGGAAAUGCAGGCCCUGCUGCAUUCUGGGUACUGGGCUACUUACUCACCAACCCUGAAGCUCUAAGGGCUGUGAGAGAGGAAAUCCAAGGUGGAAAGCACCUCCGUUCAGAAGAGAGACAGAAAAACACUCCAGUGUUUGAUAGUGUUCUUAGGGAGACACUGCGUCUAACUGCAGCUGCUCUCAUCACUAGAGAAGUGGUGCAAGAUAAGAAGAUUCAUUUAAGCAAUGGUCAAGAUUACCAACUCCGACGGGGCGAUCGUCUGUGCGUUUUCCCCUUCAUCAGCCCUCAAAUGGACCCGCAGAUCCACCAACAGCCAGAGAUGUUCCAGUUUGACCGCUUCCUUAAUAAAGAUGGAUCAGAGAGAAAGGACUUCUUUAAGGAAGGGACGAGGAUGAAAUAUCCUUCCGUGCCCUGGGGGACCAAAGGCAACCUGUGUCCAGGACGGCAUUUUGCAGUUAGUGCAAUUAAAGAGCUUGUGUUCACAAUCUUGACUCAAUUUGAUCUGGAGCUAUGUGACAAGAAUGCAACGCUGCCAUUGGUAGACCCCAGUCGAUAUGGUUUCGGCAUUCUUCAACCUGCGGGAGAUCUAGAGAUCCGUUACAGAAAAAGAUCUUGACAGUGCUAAUAUGCCAAAUCUUAUUAAAACUGUACAGAUAACAAUAGCCUUUUUUACAACAAUGUUUUUAACAAUGUCUUGAAUACUUUUUGCAAUAAUAAAUAUUGUAUUUUUUUAAA
Molecule: messenger RNA, 1647 nt
Organism: Megalobrama amblycephala (Wuchang bream)
Lineage: Eukaryota; Metazoa; Chordata; Actinopteri; Cypriniformes; Xenocyprididae
Gene: ptgis
Product: prostaglandin I2 (prostacyclin) synthase
Exons: 10
Coding region: 95-1528 (477 amino acids)
Biological process (GO): prostaglandin biosynthetic process
Molecular function (GO): prostaglandin-I synthase activity; monooxygenase activity; oxidoreductase activity, acting on paired donors, with incorporation or reduction of molecular oxygen
Source: RefSeq, a predicted model, not a curated record